Prosopis cineraria is the source of this 3294-nucleotide messenger RNA. RefSeq lists its product as uncharacterized. The transcript is spliced from 24 exons. NCBI's taxonomy places the organism in Eukaryota, Viridiplantae, Streptophyta, Magnoliopsida, Fabales, Fabaceae. Gene Ontology annotation, molecular function: oxidoreductase activity; methyltransferase activity. The coding region runs from base 479 to 3073 and encodes 864 amino acids. The record is from RefSeq and is a predicted model, not a curated record.
CUUUGUUUUUUUUUUUUGACAAACUACCCGGCAUCAAACGUCAUAUUGAAUUCUGAAUAAUCUGUGUGUUGAGUCUGAGUCCUAAACAAGAGUAAAUGUUUUCACGAAUUCAAAGUCUUGUUAUUUAAACGGCCAUAAACACAUGUCCGGAAAGAGGAGAAGAGGCAGAUGCAUAAGUAUUAAUUGAGAGGAUAGCAUAACAAUGGAACGCUUAUUUGGAUAGGGAGGCCUUAUAGUUUGCUUGUCUUUUUCUGCAGCUUUUGUCAUCCGAGCUGAAGUGGCGUGAGUGAUUAACUUGUUUUUAAUUUGGGCAUGAAAGCCUCGGCCUGCUUGUGCUUGGUCUGGGGCAGUCCCAGGCAUCUGCAUUGUUUAGGGUCUGAAGCAGCAUUGGAUUAGUGGAUAUUUCAGCUCCACGUCUCCAAUUAUGUGGGCUUUUUAAUCAGUGAAAAGGCCAUCCUUUGGGAAAAGUGAGCAGAAAAUGAAGAGAGUGGGAGUGGUGGGCGGAGGGAUAAGCGGUCUGGUCUCAGCAUACGAGCUGGCAAGAGCAGGAGUGGAGGUGGUUGUGCAUGAGAAACAAGACUACUUGGGAGGCCAUGCCAGGACUGUCAAUGCCGAUGGCUUUCUUCUUGACUUGGGCUUCAUGGUCUUCAAUCGGGUGACAUAUCCAAACAUGAUGGAGUUAUUCGAGAGUUUGGGAGUUGACAUGGAACUAUCGGACAUGUCGUUUGCAGUGAGCCUGGACAAAGGCCGACGUUGCGAGUGGGGCAGUCGAAACGGUCUCUCUAGCUUAUUUGCCCAGAAAACAAACAUCCUCAACCCUUACUUCUGGCAAAUGAUUCGUGAAAUUGUCAACUUCAAACAUGAUGUUCUCAGCUAUCUUGAUAGGCUUGAGAGUAACCCAGAUGUUGAUCGCAAUGAGACUUUGGGCAACUUUGUCAAGUCCCGGGGUUACUCAGAGUUGUUCCAAAAGGCCUACCUUAUUCCAAUUUGUGGUUCAAUUUGGUCCUGUCCUUCCGAAGGAGUCAUGAGCUUUUCUGCUUUCUCAGUUCUCUCAUUCUGUCGCAACCAUCAUCUGCUUCAGCUCUUUGGCCGACCCCAAUGGCUUACUGUCAAAUGGCGCUCACAGAACUAUGUUAGAAAGGUCAGAGAAGAGCUUCAGAAAAAAGGUUGCCGUAUAUUAACUAACUCUGCAGUCAUAUCAGUUUCAACAUCUGAAAAAGGAUGCGUUGUUCAAUGCAAAGAUGGUACUCAAGAAAUCUAUGAUGAAUGCAUUAUGGCUGUCCAUGCCCCUGAUGCUCUGAGAAUAUUAGGAGACCAAGCAACAUUUGAUGAAAGGAGAAUCCUUGGAGCUUUUCAAUAUGAGUAUAGUGAUAUUUUUCUUCAUCGUGAUAAAGAUUUAAUGCCCAAAAACCCAGCAGCAUGGAGUGCAUGGAAUUUUUUGGGAAAUACUGACAAUAGAGUGUGUGUGACCUACUGGCUCAAUAUUCUUCAGAACUUAGGAGAAACGAGUCUACCAUUCCUUAUAACUCUGAACCCAGAUCAUCCACCAGAACAUACAUUGCUUAAGUGGUCAACUGGCCAUCCAGUCCCUUCCGUCGCUGCAUCAAAAGCUUCAUCUGAAUUAGAUCUCAUUCAAGGGAAAAGAAGAAUCUGGUUCUGUGGGGCCUACCUGGGUUAUGGAUUUCAUGAGGAUGGAUUAAAGGCUGGCAUGACUGCAGCACAUGGGGUUCUUGGAAGGUGCUGCACCCUUUUAAGCAACCCAAAACACAUGGUACCUUCUUGGACAGAACUGGGUGCUCGACUUCUUGUGACUAGAUUCCUGAAAUCUUACAUCUCUACUGGAUGUUUAAUGUUACUGGAGGAAGGAGGGACAAUGUUCACCUUUGAGGGAUAUGGAAAAGGGAGCCUAUUGAAAAGUGUUAUCAGGGUCCACCAUCCUCAAUUCUAUUGGAAGGUUAUGACACAAGCUGAUUUAGGCCUUGCAGAUGCAUAUAUCAAUGGGGACUUUUCAUUCGUUGAUCAAGAUGAAGACCUCUUAAAUUUCUUUUUGAUUCUCAUAGCCAAUAGAGAUUCAAAUACCCAUAACUCAAAAUCAAAGAACAGGGGUUGGUGGACACCAGUUUUGUUCACAUCUUGUGUAGCAUCUGCAAAGUUCUUCAUCGAUCAUGUUUCAAGGAAAAAUACCCUUACACAGGCUCGCAGGAACAUCUCCAGGCAUUAUGAUCUGAGCAAUGAACUCUUCGCUCUUUUUUUGGAUGAAACAAUGACUUACUCAUGUGCUGUCUUUAAGAAUGAAAAUGAAGACCUGAAAGAUGCACAGAUGAGAAAGAUCUCACUUCUGAUUGAAAAGGCAAGAAUAGAAAAGAAGCAUGACAUUCUUGAGAUAGGAUGUGGAUGGGGGAGCUUAGCCAUUGAAGUUGUCAAACAAACUGGUUGCAAAUACACUGGCAUAACAUUGUCCAAGGAACAACUGAAAUUUGCAGAAAAGAGAGUUAGAGAUGCUGGGCUUCAGGAUCAUAUAAAAUUUCUUCUCCGUGAUUAUCGCCAAUUACCCAAGACAUACAAAUAUGAUAGGAUUAUAUCUUGCGAGAUGAUAGAAGCCGUUGGUCAUGAAUAUAUGGAAGAGUUCUUUGGUUGCUGUGAAUCAGUAUUGGCUAAUGAUGGACUUUUUGUUCUGCAGUUCAUAUCAAUACCGGAUGAGCGUUAUGAUGAGUACAGAUGCAGUUCAGAUUUUAUAAAGGAGUACAUUUUUCCAGGUGGUUGCUUACCCUCUCUAAGUCGAAUAACAUCAGCUAUGGCAGCUGCAUCUAGAUUCAGUGUGGAGCACAUAGAAAAUAUAGGAAUUCAUUACUACCAUACGCUUAGGUGGUGGAGGAAGAACUUCAUGGAAAGACAGAAUGAAAUCUUGGGUCUUGGAUUUAAUGAGAAGUUCAUUCGGACAUGGGAAUACUACUUUGAUUACUGUGCAGCAGGUUUUAAGUCCCAUACACUUGGGAAUUAUCAGGUGGUUUUUUCACGCCCUGGGAACACUACUGCGUUCACAGAUCCGUACAGAAGUUGGCCCUCCUGGUGACUUGAUUCUCAGAGAAGCAAAGGCUUCGCGUUCAAGCAAAACUGAAAAUAGCUUAUUCUUUUGCCAUCUUUUAUCUUCCAUGCCUUCAAUGUUUGAUAGAAUCUCCACUUAUUACAAGCAGAGAGUGAAUUGUUCUUAGUCUUGCUCUGAACCAGUCAAACUCACUACUAGGCUUGUAUUUUGUGCGAGCAUUAUUUUCAAUAGCUUUAAUUUCUUUAUCA